UUGCCAGUGGCGGCACCUGACUUGCUGGAUCCCAAAUCGGCCACUCAGAACUCCAAACCAAGACUGUCAUUUUCCACCAAGCCUACCGUGCUCUCUUCACGGGAGGAAAGUGAUUCGGCUAUCAAUGUUAUGAAAUGGAAGACGGUCUCAACAAUUUUUCUGGUAGUAGUCGUGUAUUUAAUAAUUGGAGCCACAGUAUUUAAAGCCCUGGAGCAGCCUCAUGAGACCUCCCAGAGAACCACCAUUGUCAUUCAGAAGCAGACAUUCGUAUCUCAGCAUUCCUGUGUGAAUGCGACAGAGCUCGAUGAACUGAUUCAGCAAGUAGUGGCAGCAAUAAAUGCAGGAAUCAUACCAUUAGGAAACACAUCUACUCAGAUCAGUCACUGGGACUUGGGAAGUUCCUUCUUCUUUGCUGGCACUGUUAUUACCACCAUAGGCUUUGGAAACAUCUCCCCACGCACACAAGGUGGAAAGAUAUUCUGUAUCAUUUAUGCCUUACUGGGAAUUCCUCUAUUUGGUUUUCUGUUGGCUGGUGUUGGAGAUCAACUAGGGACAAUCUUUGGAAAAGGAAUUGCCAAAGUGGAAGAUACCUUUGUUAAAUGGAAUGUGAGUCAAACAAAGAUUCGCAUAAUUUCAACAAUAAUAUUCAUACUGUUUGGCUGCGUGCUGUUUGUUGCUCUUCCUGCAGUUAUAUUCAAGCACAUAGAAGGCUGGAGCACACUAGAUGCAAUUUACUUUGUGGUUAUCACUUUAACUACCAUUGGAUUUGGUGACUAUGUUGCAGGGGGAUCAGAUAUUGAGUACCUAGAUUUUUAUAAGCCAGUGGUGUGGUUCUGGAUCCUCGUUGGGCUCGCUUACUUUGCAGCUGUCCUCAGCAUGAUUGGAGACUGGCUAAGAGUCAUAUCAAAAAAGACAAAAGAAGAGGUAGGGGAAUUCAGAGCCCAUGCUGCAGAGUGGACAGCCAAUGUCACCGCAGAGUUCAAAGAAACUCGAAGGCGCCUGAGCGUGGAGAUCUAUGACAAGUUCCAGCGGGCUACCUCUAUCAAAAGGAAGCUCUCUGCAGAACUCGCCGUCAACCACAACCAAGACCUGACUCCUUGCAAGAGAACCCUGUCAGUCAACCAUCUCACCAGUGAGAAGGACAUGUUGCCAGCCCUAACAAAGACAGACAGCAUUUAUAUGAAUGGUUUGACACCUCACUGUGCAGCAGAAGAGAUAGCUGUUAUUGAAAACAUUAAGUAG
Molecule: messenger RNA, 1242 nt
Organism: Colius striatus (speckled mousebird)
Lineage: Eukaryota; Metazoa; Chordata; Aves; Coliiformes; Coliidae
Gene: KCNK2
Product: potassium two pore domain channel subfamily K member 2
Exons: 6
Biological process (GO): potassium ion transmembrane transport; stabilization of membrane potential
Cellular component (GO): membrane
Molecular function (GO): potassium ion leak channel activity; outward rectifier potassium channel activity
Source: RefSeq, a predicted model, not a curated record